Molecule: messenger RNA, 4108 nt
Organism: Tigriopus californicus
Lineage: Eukaryota; Metazoa; Arthropoda; Copepoda; Harpacticoida; Harpacticidae
Product: venom dipeptidyl peptidase 4-like
Exons: 10
Coding region: 1236-3857 (873 amino acids)
Biological process (GO): proteolysis
Molecular function (GO): dipeptidyl-peptidase activity; serine-type peptidase activity
Source: RefSeq, a predicted model, not a curated record
UUUCACUCAUUCCAUUGGCUCGAAUUGGAACGGGACUUUCAUUUUUAGCCUGAUAUAAGAUUUCCAAGAUUGCCCUUGAUUUAUCACUCCUUGAGCUUGCACAAAUGCAGCAACGCCAUUCGUCAACAUAGAGAUUGGGAGGGCAUCAGUUUCAAUUUCAGUCUCACCCAACAAAAUUGCUUUUGCGCUUAUUGAUCCCCGUUCCCAAAAAGCGUUCAUGCGUGUGUUCCAAUAUUAGCCCAAUAUCAUUCGCUCAACAACGGACGGUUCGGCUCGUUGUUUGCUCAAUACUCGUGUUGAUGAGGAGACUCCUGGAUGCGAUCUUCUACGUAGGAGUUUCUUGGUUCCUCCAACAACAGAGGAGUGCUAAAAGAAUUUCGGCACUGGUCUUGGGUUCCGAGACAAGUAUUGAAGUCAGAUAAGGCCAGAGAGCUUUUGACGAGGCCUGGCUCAGGAACAUUGGAUCAUCGGAUCCAUAAGGCUUUUUUAUCUACGAUGAGCUGGGCUAAUUUGUAAGACCAAGCAUUCUGUCAACUCUUUUUUCGAGCGUUGAUGGCAAAGAAAUGUCAAGAUGAAUUGAAGCCUCUUGAAUCAAGGAGCAGCAUCAGCAGCCAUGAUUUAUGGGCUGUGAUGUGGAACAUCCAAAUCCACCUCGGCUUGCAUGUAAAACUUUCGCUAUGCAAAUAUGGCGUGGCUGCCCAAUUUCAAGUUGAACCAAACUUUUUCCUCUCCAUUUCUUUCUCUCACACCCUCCAAACAAAACUCGAAAGGAAGGGCAAGUUCUCUUUGUGAGGCGGGAAUCAACGAUCAAGGGCUUAAAACAAAUUCUCGAAUUCCAAACUGCCAGACGUGCGAGUAAAGGAACCUGCGUGAAAAUCAGCCAGCACUCGCAACCACAAAUUCUCUCAUGGGUCCACAUAGACGUGUGCAAGUUCCAAGUGAGAAUUAGAGACAGUUUUUCUUAGAGCUCGGAAUGUGUUCCCGAGAGCCUCCAUGCCUCUUAUCCCAUCUUAUCCUACCCGGAGCCACUUCCAUCAACUAUCAUUACCCCAAGAGGAGCACACAUUUAUUAGACAACGAAAGUGCCGUCAACUCAUAUCGUGAUGUUGAUUACCAUGACGAAAAGACGCAGACAUCGCCAUCACCACCACAAAGCUCCUGAGCGGCUACUUCAAGAGCUUGACUUGCAUUCUUGAGGGGCCUUUCUGGCCACUUGAGUUGAACAAUCAUUCAUUAUGCACGUGGUGAGCUCUGGAGGUGGAAAAAGAACCACUUAUGGCAAUACUAAGAGCUCCAAACAACAAAGCUCAUCCUCCGGUGGAGGCGGAGGUGGAGGCGGAGGCGGAGGAGGGGGCUCUAAUAGUAAGACUAACUCAGGCACUGUUUAUCGAAUCGGAAAUAAGAAGUUCACUUUCGACGGGAAGGAUGGAAAGACCUUGGACGAUGUCAUUGAGGAAUUGGUGGCAACAUCCGCGAGUGAUCGCAAUUGGAAGGGCAUGUUCAUUGCCACAAUUGUGAUCUUGGCCGUGUUAGGCCUCAUUGUCUUGUCUGUCAUCCUUCUCACGCCCCCACAGGAUCAAAGGCCAACGGGCCGAAAGAUCUCCUUUGGCGACUUUCUUUCCGGGAAUCUGUCCGGGAACCAUUUCAACGGUACUUGGAUAUCAGGUAAGACGAUCGAACAUCCCUUGGAGCCCGGAGCAUUUGACCCUCCCACUCAUGCUCUCCGCUCAGACAAGCAAACAGAUCGAUGGACGAGUCUGAUCCGUGUUACCGAUACUCCAAAUCCCGUGGUGCAAGGCAAUGAUCUUCCCAAUGAUGGCAGUCCCCAUCCCCAUUUGCAAUACUUGGGCUGGGCUCCUAAGGGCAAUGCUUACGUUUUCGUCUACAAAAAUAACUUGUACUAUCGCCCAUCCGUUCACAGUCCAAGCGUGUUUCCUUUGUCAUCGGAUGGAGUUCCAAAUGUCAUUUCCAAUGGAGUACCAGACUGGGUCUACGAAGAGGAGAUCUUGAGCCAAAACAACGCGGUGUGGUUUGCCCCGAGUGCCCAAAAACUGGCUUAUAUUCGCUUCAAUGACACUCGGGUGGAGGAGGUGAGUUUGCCAUUGUACGAACCCAGCCCAACUACGUCCUACCCACGAUAUGGUCCAUUGCGCUACCCAAAAGCCGGAACCAGGAACCCGGAGGUCACGCUCAAAGUGGUGGACAUGAAGGAGCUGGACAACGAACGGGUCUACGAGUUGCACCCGCCCUCGGUAAUUAGGAAAAGUGAUCAUUAUCUGGUGAACGUAAAAUGGAUCAACGACGAGGUGCUUUCCACAAUCUGGAUGAACCGGAAUCAGAACCUGUCCAUGGUGGCACACUGCUACCAAUCCAAAUUGUGGGCUUGUGUUGAGACUUACACCGAAACUGCCCGUUCUCGUGGGUGGGUAAAUCUCUACUCCAUGCCCAUUUAUCACCCGGAUGGGAAGGAAGAGUUCUUGGUUCGGUCUCCGGUGCUCGAUGGAUCCCAUGGGCCAUUUCUUCACAUUCUGAAUGUUCAAUAUGGGCAUUCUUCCAUUCAACAGCCCUUGACGCAUGGCAAGUUCGAGGUGGUGAAGAUAUUUGGGUGGGAUCCCACCAGGGAGUACAUUUAUUACUCCGCUACUCCCAAUGGAGAGAGUUCAAAUUUGCAUCUAUAUCGCUUGCGAAGAAUCUUCAAUCAAAGCUCGGAUAGCUUCAUUUCCGGUCACCCUGAAUGUGUCUCCUGUCCAUUAGUGAAGAUGAUCAACCAGACGGAAACGGAAUUGAGUCUUCUCUUAAGGAACCACGUGAUUGGCAAGAACAGCAAAAAUGUGCCACUCCCUCAAGUUCUCACGCCCUCAGGGUGUCUGUACAAUGACGCGAGUUUUAGUCCCGACAUGAGAUAUUUCGUGCUUGAUUGCCGAGGACCCGAUAUCCCACAAACUUUACUUUAUCGAACCAAGAAUCUGUCGCAGUUGGCCAUUCUCAACGACAACUCCGAGCUUCGAGCCAAAACUGUGAAUAUGACCAUGCCAAAGAUUCGGACUUUUACCGUUCCCACUUCCAGUGGUUAUACGGCCAGUGUGAAGGUGUUCCUGCCACCAGAAAUCACUGUGUUUACAUUCUCAUCCUACCCUUUGAUCGUUGAAGUUUACGCCGGUCCAGGAUCCAAGGCCGUUACAAGCCAUUGGAAACACGGCUGGGCGAGCUACCUAGCCAGUUCGCGGGGGUGGAUUGUGGCGAUGAUUGAUGGGCGGGGCAGUGGACGAGACGGCAACGAGCGGCGUUUCGAGGUUCACGAAAAGCUUGGCACUGUCGAAGUGGAUGACCAGAUUGAGGUAACCAAAUACCUCGUGGACAAUCUUCAUAUCAUUGAUCCUCGACGUAUCGCCAUUUGGGGUUGGUCGUAUGGAGGUUUCGUCACCCUGCAUGCCUUGUCAGAUCUCAGACAGGAGAUCUUUCAAUGCGGAAUCGCUGUGGCACCCGUUACAAAUUGGAGGUUCUACGAUUCCGUAUAUUCGGAGCGCUACAUGGGUACACCCGGAAUUGAAGGGAACUUUAAGGGAUAUGACGAGAGUGACAUCAUGAGCCGAGCACAUAAUUUUCGACCAACGGCAAAAACGUUACGAAAGUUAUUCCUUGUUCAUGGAACAAGAGAUGAUAACGUGCAUUUGCAAAAUUCUAUGGUUCUCGCCAAAGCUCUAGUCAGGGAAGGCAUCAAUUUCAAGCAACAGAUUUAUACGGAUGCAACACAUAACUUACGAAGUGUGAGACCACAUUUCUACCUCGCCAUGGAAAGCUUUCUGGACGCAUGUUUCAUGGAUGUAUCCAAAGAGGCGUUAACGCCUGUCGCAUGAUUUCACAUCUUGAUCUCAAAGACUCGAUAUUGACAGGACACGUUCGGAAAUGAAACUUGACAGCCUCGAGGGGACCACGAACCAAGUCCUGAGGCUUAUGUUUACAUGUGAUAUUAGCUACCUUGAUGUUAGAUGAGGUUAUUAUAGGGAGUAGAUUCCAAUAUUGUGCAUAAUUGGAAACACGAAAGUUAUAUCGUAGUAAUAAUAGGAAAAAGGAUGAAAAAAGUAAAUAAAGUUGCUCACGUUUCGGA